Molecule: messenger RNA, 2876 nt
Organism: Acipenser ruthenus (sterlet)
Lineage: Eukaryota; Metazoa; Chordata; Actinopteri; Acipenseriformes; Acipenseridae
Product: E3 ubiquitin-protein ligase TRIM62-like
Exons: 8
Coding region: 21-1589 (522 amino acids)
Biological process (GO): protein ubiquitination
Molecular function (GO): protein binding; ubiquitin-protein transferase activity; zinc ion binding
Source: RefSeq, a predicted model, not a curated record
CCAUAGUACGGCUCCGCUUGAUGACGUUGAGGUCUGCCGCUAACCCGGUUGGAUGCUCUGCCAGGCUGUUUUCUCCCGCUAGUCGAAGCAAUCCCACAAUUCCACACAUGCUGUUCACUUCCUGUUUGUCAGCACGGGGUGAGGUGUUUAUCAUGGCUGCAGCGGCUUCGGGAGAGACAGGGGAACUUCAGAAAGAAUUGAUUUGUGCAAUUUGCCUUGACUUUUUUGACGAUCCUGUUAUUUUACAAUGCGGACACAAUUUCUGUAGAGAUUGCAUUCUCAUUCACUGGCAGGAGAAUGGCAGCAAUGGCCAGGGUUACAAGUGCCCUGAGUGCAGACGGUCCUUUCCCAGCAUGAGUUUCACCAAGAAUUAUUUGGUUCGGAACUUGGUGGACAAGCUAGAUGACCUGGAAUACUUUAAACCCAAACAAACCAAAGCAGCCGUACCCCAGCCCAAGGAGGAAGGACGAUGUGAAAAACACCGUGAAGAGCUUAAGCUUUUCUGCAAGACAGACAACAAGCUCAUUUGCGUGAUAUGCCGGGAAUCCAGAGCUCACAAGCAUCAUGAAGUUGCCCCUCUGCCUGAGGUUAUUGAAGACUUAAAGGACGAUCUUCGAUGUAGACUCACUAACCUGAAUGAUGAUAAAAUCUAUUGUACGAAAGUGAAGAACGAAGAUGUGGAAACUCGUUUAAAUAUUCAGAUGAAGAAAUUGCAGCUGAAGGAAAGUAUUGAGGCCAGUGUUGGACAGCUUAUUCAGUUCCUGCUGGAUGAAAAAGAUGAACUAUUGGAAAAGCUAGAUAGUGAGGAACAAACAGCGCUCUCCAUAGUAGAAAACAACAUCCAGAGGCUGGAAAAUCUGAUAACUGAGAUGGAAAAAGAGAUCACAGAAAUCCAGGGCAAUCUCAGUCAGCCGUCCUUUGAGGUUAUGCAGAAGAUUGUUUCCAGACCCCUUCAGGACCUGAGUCAUCUGCACCCAUCGACGAGUGAACCAAACUGGGAAGACUUUUCAGGGCCUGUGCAAAUCAUGCUAUGGAAGAGAAUGUUGAGUGUUUUAAGACCAGCUCCUGAAAAUCUCAUUCUUGAUCAAGAUACUGCUCAUCCUAACCUCAUUAUUUCAGAGUAUAACACCACCAUGGAAGAAUCAAGGGGCCGUGUGCUUGAGCCUGAUUUGCCACAGAAAUUUACCCGCUUUCUGGGUGUACUGGCCACCACGGAAUACACAUCCGGCAAACAUUACUGGGAAGUAGAUGUGAAGGGUAAAGGGGUCUGGUAUCUAGGUUUAACAGAUAUUGACAGCAACCGUAAAGGUUAUGUCAAUCUCAGUCCUUAUGAUGGAUACUGGAGCAUCUGUCUUCAGGAUGAGAUGUAUGCCAAUGAUGAACAAAGAGUGUUCAUAAAGCAAGACUGGUCUAUCUCCAGAGUUGGAAUGUUCCUUGACUACGAUGCAGGGCUGUUGUCUUUUUAUGAUGCUAUUCUCAUGAAACAUCUUUACACCUUUAGACAAUACUUUGAUGGCCCUGUGUGUCCGUUUUUCAGCCCUGGCAAAAAUGAUAUUGGUAGUCGUAUGAAAAUUUGUCAUUACCAUUAGAUGAAAUAAGACAGAACUGACAGCAAAAUUAAUUAUAAUCAAAGUCAUUCCACAUACCACUCGUGUGUUCGAUGGUAGAUAUUGUGUUACUUUCCCCAAGUGGGGGAAAAAAACAGACUUUUCCUCCUAAUGCCUGUAUUUACAUAAGCUGUGGAUACCUGUUCAGUAAGAAAAACAAAUAUAAAAACCACAAUUAUUUUGUUCCACAAACCACAAGGUUUACCAAUAAACACCAGUAGCCGAUAAAUCGGCUUGAUCGAAUUAGCCCAAAUACACCACAAGUCAAAAAAGUGGCUUGCAAGCAUCAGGUGUUGUCAGGGCGAUAAAAGCUUUGUGUAAAGCAGGGCUUCCGGAACCAGGUCCUCAGGACCCCAAGGUCUUAUGGUUUUUGUUCCAGCUGAGCUCUCAGUUAUUGAACACGUAGUUGAACUAGUCGUUUGCUUAGUUAGACCUUUUUAAUUGUUUUCAGCUUGGAGAUGUCAAGUCAGCGAUCACAUUUUGGUGUUUGCUGAGUGUGUAUAGAGUUAAACAUUCCAGUAUGUAUGGAAUUCAUAUUAAUGUCAGUCAAAACCCUCGUCCUGCAAAGAAGAAUCAUGGGUCUAUAGUGACCACUCAGCUGAAUCCCUGUGUAAAUAUUUUUACAAGGUAAGACCACCUGUCUUGCAUAUUAGCAAUUUACUAUGUUGACUGUAUAUCUGUUGUCAUUCCCUGCCUUUAGAGUUGUCCUAUUAGGUGCUUUACAAAAGGAAUGCUUUGACUAGCAGUGAACUUUCACAGGAUAGCGGUUUAUUCAACUGAUCUAAACAUAGGCAGAUCUAAAUACCACUGUCUUUUAAAUCAUUAAAAUAUGAACCUUACAGAGUUAUGUUUAGAUCAAUGGAAUAUAUCCCGCUGUAUUUUGAGAUCUACGUAUGAUUAAUGUGUGAUCUUUUAUUUUUUUAAGCAGUGAUUCAGCAAUCUGGAACCAUAGUUAGUUAAAGUACAAUUUCUAUGUGUAUAGUAUGUUAUAGACCCCUGCAUCAGCUGUCUCUUGAAGUAAGUAGCUGCCCUUCUUUGGCGCCCAUUAGAUUGCUGGUUGCACAGUAUGACCUGUAAUGAGUGGUAUGACGUACAGCUAUCGUAUGAUGAAUUAUCACAAGUUUGUUUUUCUUUCUACAAUAUGUUGCUUUUCAAGUUUUAUAGAGCUUCUAUAUUGAGUGAAGUACUUGUGACUAGAAAUACCCACAUUUUUCUGUAAAUAAGUCUUUCCCCAGACUAAACUCAAUUAAAAUCAUUUUUAAAAAUAUA